This is a messenger RNA of Lepisosteus oculatus (spotted gar), 1904 nucleotides long. RefSeq names its product small nuclear ribonucleoprotein 27 (U4/U6.U5) (gene snrnp27). Gene Ontology annotation, biological process: RNA splicing. The record is from RefSeq and is a predicted model, not a curated record. NCBI's taxonomy places the organism in Eukaryota, Metazoa, Chordata, Actinopteri, Semionotiformes, Lepisosteidae. Gene Ontology annotation, cellular component: precatalytic spliceosome.
UUUAGCGGUUGCACUGGAUCGUGUUUCUAGCGUUUUCUGUAGAUUGCUAAAUUUGUUUUCGACUCUUAUCUGAGAAAGUUACUGGUGUUUUUCACCUGAAAUCCGGUGGGACCAGUUGAAACCAUGGGGAGAAGCAGGAGUCGAUCUCCCAGACGAGCAGAGAGGCGGCGCUCCCGGUCCACCUCGCGGGAGCGCGAGAGGCGGCGGCGGGAGAGGGAGCGCUCCAGGUCACGUGACCGGGAGAGGAGGCGGAGCCGCUCGCGGUCCCCACACAGGCGGCGUUCCAGAUCCCCAAGACGCAUCAGGUCUUCCUCUCUCUCUCCUACGAGACAGAAGGACGACAAGAAGGACAUCAAAGAUGUGAAAGAGCAUCAGAUUUCCGAGGAGGACAUGCAGGGGAAGACAGAGGAGGAAAUUGAGAUGAUGAAGCUCAUGGGCUUCAGCACCUUUGAUUCCACCAAGGGAAAGAAGUGUGACGGUUCUGUCAAUGCAUAUGCUGUUAAUGUCUCCCAGAAGAGAAAAUACAGGCAAUACAUGAACCGAAAAGGUGGAUUUAACAGACCCCUGGAUUUCAUUGCUUGAAGAAGAGAAGAGGAGGACUGAAUAUAACAAGGUCACGGACAUUGUUUCCUGCUUUGAAGCCAUUGUUCAGCUAGCCAGUUCUGUAUUUCAAUAUUUCUGUGAAACGCAUAGAAAUAUAAAUGCGUGAUUAAUUUAUGGAAAAUUCAGUUUGUGUUAAAGUGGAAUGUGAUGGCCUGGGUGCUGGCAAGGGUGCUAGCUAAUGUAAGUAAUAUGAAACAUGAUAUUGACAUAGUGUACUAAAGAGGUUGACAGAAAUAGAAAAAUAAGUCUUCCUCUGCAGAGGUUGACUAUGGUAAGUUUGCAGAAGCCAUCCCCAUUCUUCCAGCACCGACAUAAUCCGGAAGUAUCGAAGGGCCAAAAGAAGAAGAGGUCAAAGUACACAGUCCCAGAGCUGCUGCUGAACAUGACAACCUGACACAAACGUCCCUUUAAAGAGAGCUUGCUGAGUUGCACGGUCCUAUGACACUUUGUGUAUUUUGGUCAGUGUUUAGUGCUGAAAUGUAAUGCCACACUUGAGAAAAUGGUGCCGUUUCUUUGACGUGAGCUGAAUAGUUACAGAUUUGUAGGCGACUGCAGGCGUGUUUUGAUGUAGCUCAGUAAUUGUCCAUCAUUGUUUUCUGUUCCUUCAGUGCUGGUGAAACAUGGGUGAUGGGGUCUCGGGUGCCGAGCCAGGGCACUACCUGUAACUGCAGCUUCUUGCAAAGCUGGGCUGAAAAAUGAUGGCUUACUGAGCUCUUACAUUGAACACUUUCCCAUGCUUUGAACUUGCACUGAAAACCCUUCCCGAGUGGUGUCCUGUGUGGAGCAUGUGUUGCAUGGAGGAUAGAAGAUAAUUGCUCCAUUUCAGAAAUGGGGAAUUGAGUUGUGCACCUUUUUAGUUUCGUGCACAUAACCCAUUUUUUAGUCAGUGGGAACCUCUUGUUUGAUAUUUUGUGAAUGUCACAUUAUUGGGGCAGUACAUUACACAUUGUACAAGCCUGGCUUUAGUCUUAGCAGUGAGGGCUGAGCUGAAGUUUUCCGAAUCUCUUUGCCCCUAAGGAGUGAUGUGGGUGUCCGCAGGUCCCUUCCAGUGUACUUCUGCUUGUGAAACACUGCCUCACCAUUGUCCUGCAGCAGCUCUGAUCUGUUCUCAGUGUGGUUUUCACUCCAGGACCAUUCCCAGGGGAUCCUGAUCGCACCUCACAUUUCUUUUAAAUAGGCGUUUACUGUUAUUAUAUUGCUUUUAACAUCAUGUAUGCCAGUACAAACCCUGUCUCCAUGUACAGUAUGUUGACUUCAUGAUAUCCAGUCUUUGUAUUUAAAUAAAAAAAUGAAAAUGCCCA